Molecule: messenger RNA, 1630 nt
Organism: Lathyrus oleraceus (garden pea)
Lineage: Eukaryota; Viridiplantae; Streptophyta; Magnoliopsida; Fabales; Fabaceae
Exons: 4
Coding region: 122-1630 (502 amino acids)
Molecular function (GO): nucleic acid binding
Source: RefSeq, a predicted model, not a curated record
CCCGCCCUGUAGAAAUUUAACAUUUUCAUAGUGAGUUCUAUAAAUACUAAAGCUUUUGGUUCUCAUUUUCAUAGCCAAAAUUUUACAUUUCCUGUAUCAUUAUCUUUUGGUUCUCAUAAAAAUGCCUCUUAAUAUUGAUCUAAACACUCCAUAUAUUGAUCAUGAAAUGAUGGAAUGCAACAUAGCACCAUCCAUUAAUCUAAAUGAUCCUUCUUCAAGUAAUUUUAACUUGUCUUUUAAGGACCUACAUGGUAGUUCAUCAAAUGAAGAAUACAUGGAAGAAGCUAAUAUGUUCAAUUGUGAAAAUGAUUUUGAACAUGGUAUUUUUAAUAUUAAUGAGGACAUUGAUGUUGAUGCUUUAUAUUCAAAUGAAGUUCAUGUCAUGGAAGAAGAGAGUGAAUUUAUUCCAAAUGAAGAAGAUGGAGAGGAGACUGAAUUUAAUCAAUAUGAAAGUGAUGGAGAAACUGAAAGUAUUGCAGCUAUGUCCACAAUGGUUCAACAUGAACCUGAAACUUUUAGGGAAAAAAGAUCAUUUAUAAACAAUGAUCAACGGAAAAUAAUUGCUCAAUUAUUGAUAAAGAAUAGUUGUGGUGGAAAACUAAAAUCCGGAACUGUUAUAUGGUUGGCAUCCAAAUACUCGGUAUCCAUCGAUGUUAUUUAUCGAAUUUGGAAGCAAGUAUCUCAAACAGGUGAUGCGUCUCAUAAAAGAACAAAAAAUUGUGGUCGGAAAAGAGUUGCGGUAGAUAUUGAAAAAGUGCGGGAUAUUUCGUUAGCUAAACGUAGCACUCUUCAGAGCCUCGCAUUUGCCUUGGGCAUUAGCAAAACAGCAUUGUUUAAGUUUGUAAAGGAUGGGACUUUGCGUCGGCAUUCAAAUGCUCUAAAGCCACAAAUGAAAGAUAGCAAUAUGAAAGAUCGUCUUAGAUUUUGCUUGUCCAUGCUUGAAGAAACUAGUCUUCCUCAUGAUCCGGAGUUUAAGUCUAUGCAUAAUAUCGUCCACAUAGAUGAAAAAUGGUUCUACAUGACCAAAAAAUCAGCUAACUACUACCUUCUUGAAAAUGAGAAUGAGCCAUAUCGCACAUGCAAAAAUAAAAAUUUUAUUGGAAAAGUCAUGUUUUUAGUAGCAGUCGCUAGGCCUAGAUUCGAUGACGGUGAUAAGGAGAUAUUUUCGGGAAAAAUUGGCGUCUUUCCUCUUGUUCAAAAAGUUGCAGCAAAAAGGUCAAGUAUCAAUAGAGCUUCGGGUACACUUGAAACUAAACCGAUUACUUCUAUCACUAAAGAAGUUAGUCGAAAUUUUCUAAUCAAUAAAGUGUUACCUGCAAUUAAAGAAAAAUGGCCGAGAGAACAUGCAAUGGAAACAAUUUAUAUACAACAAGAUAAUGCUCCGUGUCAUGUUUCUAUUGACGAUGAAGAAUUUCGUAAAGCAGCUUCUGAAGGAGGAUUUGACAUCCGUUUAUCUUGUCAACCACCGAAUUCUCCUGAUUUAAAUGUUUUAGAUCUGGGUUUUUUCAAUGUCAUUCAAUCAUUACAACAAAAGGAAGUUUCAAAAUCAGUUGAUGAACUCAUUGAAGUUGAGGUUGGUUCUAGAUCAUGGAAUUUACAUAGAGAAGGAAAUAUGAAGAAUGCUAGUUAG